Molecule: messenger RNA, 452 nt
Organism: Diversispora eburnea
Lineage: Eukaryota; Fungi; Glomeromycota; Glomeromycetes; Diversisporales; Diversisporaceae
Source: the annotation of a GenBank genome assembly
CUGUGGGCGAAGAGUUUAUGGAGCAUUAUCCAAGCCUGAAGAUUGAUUGUUCGACUGUGUCAAAAAUAUUAAAGAGAGCCGAUGAAUACCAAUUUCAAGAUGAUGUUGCUGAAACAACUUUUCAUCAUUGUCCUGUGAAGAAAAAGCCUGUCAAUUUGCACAAGCAUUUGCUACCCGAAGGAUCACUUACAUUUUCAAAUGGGUGGGUUACUAAAUUUAAGAAACAUAAUGAAAUAAGAAAAAUUACAAUGCACAGUGAAGCAGCAAGCGCACCUUUAGAAAACUUGCCUAAAGAAUGGAAAAAAUUGCAAGAACUUCUCUCCCAUUAUAACUCAGAAGAUAUGUAUAAUGCUGAUGAAACAGGAAAUUCAAGUGAAGUCCAAGAUAAUGAUACAGAUGAACCAUCAUCUGAAUCUGAGAAUGAUUCUAUUGGCGAAAUUGAAGAAUUUUAA